Molecule: messenger RNA, 2158 nt
Organism: Bradysia coprophila
Lineage: Eukaryota; Metazoa; Arthropoda; Insecta; Diptera; Sciaridae
Product: glucose dehydrogenase [FAD, quinone]
Molecular function (GO): oxidoreductase activity, acting on CH-OH group of donors; flavin adenine dinucleotide binding
Source: RefSeq, a predicted model, not a curated record
GCAAAUAGUGAAUGCGCGUUGUUAUACCACGAUAUCGAGUAAUAUUUCAUUAAUAAAUUUGCAAUCGUAAACAUAAAACUACGAAAAAGCUUACCUACAGUCAAAAAUUCAUUUAGUCUUUCCAGUGCAUCAGUAGGAUCAGUACUAUCAGUAGCCUCUGUAACAGUUUUCAAAUCGACUUAUUCGUAAACUUUAUCAAUCCAACAAUCAUGUCUUCGUUACAUACGUGGUUCUCAACAUUACGCAUUUUGGUGUCAUACGGUCCUGGCUUACUUUUAAUAUUAAUGCUCCACGAAACGAUUCGAUUUCAACGGCCCGACAUUGUAGACAAAUUGAAUCGCGUUCGGAGUCGGGAAGUUGAUGAAAUAUUCGAUGUUUACGAUUUUAUAAUAAUUGGUGGUGGUUCGGCUGGUACGGUCAUGGCAAAUCGGUUAACAGAAAUAAGUAACUGGCGUGUGUUGUUAAUUGAGGCUGGUCCCGAUGAAUCGUAUUUGUCGGAAAUACCAUUACUGUAUCCGUCACUGCAAAAGUCACGCUUAGAUUGGGAAUAUGAAACGGAACCGUCCGACUCGUAUUGCUUAGCCAUGGACAACCAGCAAUGCAGUUGGCCGAGAGGUAAAGUGCUGGGAGGUUGUUCUGUAUUGAAUGCUAUGCUGUAUAUUAGAGGCAAUCGACGGGAUUACGAUCGUUGGGCAGAAUUAGGAAACCCUGGAUGGAAUUACGAGAAUGUGUUACAUUAUUUUAAAAAAUCAGAAGACGCCCGAGAGCCGAGCAUUAUGAACAGUCCGUUCCAUGGUACUGGUGGCUAUUUAACGGUCGAAUAUUUCCGUCAUAUAACGGCAUUACUCGACGUAUUUUUAUCAGCCGCAAGAGAAUUGGGCCUGUUACAUCCGAACGGAGAUUUUAAUGGUUUUACUCAACAUGGUAUUGCACGAUCGCACGGAACAGUCCGCGAUGGACUACGUUGUAGUGCGAGUAAAGCAUUUAUUCGACCGGCAGCCCACAGACCGAAUCUGCAUGUUAUGUUGGAGACAUUCGUCGAAAAAAUCCUUAUCAAUCCGCAGACGAAAGUUGCCUACGGAGUUGUACUUUCAACAGAAGAUCAUCAUCAUCACAUCGUUCACGCAUCGAUGGAAGUCAUUUUGUCUGCUGGAGCGAUAAAUUCACCGCAAUUAUUAAUGCUAUCAGGCGUAGGACCCACCAUUGAGCUAAUGCAACACGGAAUUCCAAUUAUAUCGGAUUCGCCAGGUGUCGGUGAAAAUUUACAAGAUCAUGUCGCAUCUGGUGGCGGAACAUAUCUGAUUCAAAAUCCUGUAUCUCAUCAGUCGUUAAGUAUUGUCAUUCCGAACAUAUUUAAUUUAGACACUUUGCGACAAUUUACUAGAGAUCACAACGGACCUUUGUAUUCUAUGCCAGCCAGUGAAGCUAUGGGAUUUAUUAAUACGAAAUUUCAAGAUCCUCGCGAGGAUUGGCCGGAUAUACAACUAUUUCUAGCUACUUUUGCGGAAAGUUCAGACGGUGGUGUAUUCAGUCGACGUGGUGCAGGGAUGUCGUUCGAGUAUUAUGCUCAUGUAUACGAACCGGUUAUAUUUAAGGAUGCCUAUAUGGUCAUUCCGCUCCUAAUGAGGCCACGGAGUCGUGGAAAAAUUAUUUUGAAUUCACGUAAUCCUCGUGAGCAUCCAGCUAUUUUUGCCAACUAUUUUCAGCAUCCAAGGGAUUUAGAUGUUUUGAUCGAAGGAUCCAAAUUCGGUUUUCAACUCGCUCAUACGAAAAUCAUGCAAGCCUUGAACGCAACACUAAUACCCACACGUAUUGCCGCGUGCAAGCGAAUGCCCUAUUUAAGUGACGAUUUUUGGCGCUGCAUUGCUCGUCACUAUUCACAAACGAUAUAUCAUCCCGUGGGCACGUGCAAAAUGGGACCGAACAGCGAUCGAAUGGCGGUGGUCGAUCCACGUCUGCGAGUGUAUGGCGUUUAUAAAUUAAGAGUGGUUGAUGCGAGCAUAAUGCCAUAUAUUGUGACUGGCAAUACAAAUGCCCCGACGAUAAUGAUUGCAGAAAAGGCAGCUGAUAUGAUAAAAGAGGAAUAUUUACGCCGCGGCUAACGACUGCAAUUUGUAUCAGUAUCGUGUUGUAGUACAAAGAUGAUUUUUUUUACAAA